Messenger RNA from Procambarus clarkii (red swamp crayfish), 572 nucleotides. It is a transcript of the gene ATPsynCF6, whose product is annotated as ATP synthase, coupling factor 6. The record is from RefSeq and is a predicted model, not a curated record. Lineage: Eukaryota; Metazoa; Arthropoda; Malacostraca; Decapoda; Cambaridae. Gene Ontology annotation, biological process: proton motive force-driven ATP synthesis. Gene Ontology annotation, molecular function: proton transmembrane transporter activity.
AAAUAUGAUGAUGGAAUGAGGCGUGGUGUAUCCUGGGAAGAGAAUAUAGAGGUUGUGGGUUGAGCCGCGGGGUGGCAGCACCGUCCGGCCGUCUCCAGCACCAGUCCAACCCGGCUUCCCGUACCGACUCUUUAUCAUACACUUUCCACCAUCUCAGGAUGAUUGUAACCAGGCUUAUUCCCGAGAUGAGAUCACUGCGCUGUGCAGUGCAUCGCAAUUAUGGUGCAUCAGCUGUGCUGCUCAAGAAAGCUUCCGACCCUAUCCAGCAGCUCUUUUUGGACAAGAUUCAGGAUUACUCCAAGAAAAGCAAGGCUCUUGGUGGCAAGUUGGUAGAUUUAACUCCUGAUAUUGAGAAACAGCUUCAGCAAGAACUAGAUAAAGUAGCUCGUCACUAUGGUGGCGGUCAGGGAGUGGACAUGACAAAAUUCCCUACCUUCAAGUUUGAAGAACCCAAGAUUGAUCCAGUUGCUUAAUUUGAUAGCCGCAUCUCGUCUAACCUGUAUAAAGCCCGUUUAUAUGAGAGAAUGUCAAGACCUUAUUGAUACAUGUGAAUAAAACUUUAUUGUAGAUUU